Messenger RNA from Labeo rohita (rohu), 2643 nucleotides. RefSeq names its product intraflagellar transport 57 homolog (Chlamydomonas) (gene ift57). Gene Ontology annotation, cellular component: cilium; intraciliary transport particle B; Golgi apparatus. Gene Ontology annotation, biological process: non-motile cilium assembly; intraciliary transport. Bases 334 to 1560 code for a protein of 408 amino acids. The record is from RefSeq and is a predicted model, not a curated record. NCBI's taxonomy places the organism in Eukaryota, Metazoa, Chordata, Actinopteri, Cypriniformes, Cyprinidae. The transcript has 11 exons.
CACUCAUAUGUGAGACUUUCGGCUCACUAGUACCAUUUACUUUACAAUUACAUAUUUUGUAUUAUUCGUUAUUACUCAUUGUUUACUAUUAAACAUCGUGGUUCAUUACUAUUAUUUUGUUUUCUAUCACGUCCAGCGUGUGACGUCAUUCCUGGCGACAGUAACUACAACAUCCCGAAUCCGCUUUAGCAGCUUGUGCAUCAGAAACGCCUGAUAAAAUACACAGAGAGAAGGAGAAACGUGUGCAGAUGUGCCUGUAUACAUCUCAGUGAUGUUUAUUAAAGUUUAAACCCGCCAAUAAAGCUUGUUGAGUGUGAAUAGAGAGGGAUAAGGAUGGCGGAGGAGGAAGAGCGCGGACCAGGUUCGGUCUAUCAGAUGUUCGUGCUGAUGGAGGAUUUGCUGGAUAAACUCAAGGUUCUUGAUUAUGAACAGCAUGUUUUGGAUAAACACAACAUCAAACCUCUAUCCAGGCAUUAUUUUGUCUCUAGCCCUCACGUGGUGUCAAAUCCUGGUGAGCAGUUCUUUAUGUUCAGUGUAAUUGCCGCCUGGUUGAUUUCUCUCUGUGGACGGCCGUUUGACACACCGCAGGAGUACGAUGAUCCCAAUGCCACCGUCUCCAACAUCCUGUCUGAGCUGCGUGUCUUGGGUGGCCAGGUUGACUUUCCCCCAUCUAAGCUGAAGUCUGGAUCUGGAGAGCAUGUCUGUUAUGUUCUAGAUCAGCUGGUAGAAAAGGCACUUAAGAGUAAAGGAUUCGCCUGGAACAGGCCUCUGUACCCGUCUGUGGAGGUGGAAGAAGAAUGUGUGCAGGAGGAUGAUGCUGAGCUCACACUCAGUAAAGUAGAGGAAGAAAUGACACAGGAGGAUGAGGAGUAUGAGGAAGAGGAUGGCCUUGAUUUAGACGCACUGAAGACCAGAACCAAUCAGAGUGAACUCAGUGGAUCAAGACCCGCGGUUGUUCUGGAGUCAGAUGUUGAUGCCGCUGAGUGGAAUCUGGAAGUUGAACGUGUUCUUCCACAACUUAAAGUCACCAUUCGAACUGACAACAAGGAUUGGAGGAUUCAUCUUGAUCAAAUGCAUCAACAUCAAGACGGCAUCAACACAUCCUUGCAAGACGCCAAGGGUUGUCUGUUUAAACUGAGGGAAGACAUCAGUAAAACACUGGAGAAAGUGAGCAGUCGUGAGAAAUAUCUCAAUACUCAGCUUGAGCAUCUUAUUUCAGAAUACCGCCAAGCACAAGCACAACUCAACAAGGUAAAGGAGCUUUAUCAGCAAGCCAGUGGCGGCGUCACAGAGAGAACCAGGAUAUUGGCUGAGAUCAGCGAGGAGCUAGAAAAAGUCAAACAGGAAAUGGAAGAGAAAGGCAGCAGCAUGUCUGAUGGAGCUCCAGUGGUGAAGAUCCGUCAGAGUUUGACCAAGCUGAAGCAGGAGAUUGAGCAGAUGGAUGUUCGGAUGGGAGUGGUGGAGCACACUUUACUACAAGCCAAACUCAGAGAAAAAAACAACAUGACCAGAGACAUGCACGCUACACACCUCUUGGAGCCCAACACACAGACGUACUGAGUCUUACACACUUGUAUGUGUUGGUUACAUUUUAUAUAAAUAUGUUGAAAUAUGUUUUUAAAUGUAAAUAACAAAAUAUCUAGUAUUGAACAAUAAAAUAAAUACUCUCACUACUAGAUCCUUUGCUCUCAGAGCUUUAACUUACGUAACUUUUUCCAGAGAAAAAGAGAAGGGUGUUGGUUAUAGAGGCGCCUGAGCUAAGCAUUACACACACAUGUCACUAUUCAAUGAUGUCAUCCUCACAUGCUGCAGAGAAAUACUAGAGAUUAUUCUGGUUUGCUUUAGUUCGUUUGGGCAUGCUCAAGUUAUCAGUCCACAUCCUGAGGAAACGUGUUCAGCCUAAGAACAAUGAACUUUUUGUUGAAAUUAUCUGUGGAAUUGUAAUAUUUAUAGGAAUUCUCAAGCAAAUAGUAGUAAUUUGCAGCAUCUGUAAAUGGUAUAAUACCCAGUUAUCCAUAUAAUAUAAUAUUAUAUAAUAUAUCCGUAUCAUAUAAUAUUAUAUAAUAUUAUAGUAUAAUAUUCAUGACCCUGGAUCACAAAACCAGUCAUAAGUAGCAUGGUGUAUUUGUAGCAGUAGCCAACAAUACAUUGUUUGAGUCAAAAUUAUUGAUUUUAUGCCAAAGCAUUAGGAUAUUAAGUAAAGAUCAUGUUCCAUGAAGAUAUUUUCUACAUUUCCUACUGAAAAUGUAUCAAAACUUAAUUUAUUAUUACUAAUAUACAUUGCUAAGAAUUUAAUUUGGACAAUUUUUUUUUUUUUGUCAAAUUUUCAAAUUGUUGUAUCUAUUCGAACAAACCAUGCAUCAGUGGAAAGCAUAUGAUUGGUUUUGUGGUCCAGGGUCACAAAUGAUGAUUCCUAACUGUGAUUCCAAAUGAAUAAUAAUACCAUGAAUCAUCUACAGAUUUACAAUUUGACUUUUAAUUGAUACAGGCACUAAAUGCUGAAAUAAAAUCAGAACCACUGUUACAGGUUUGUAUCUGUUGCCUGUUGGACUCAUUAUAAAAUAUUUGGAAGAAUGUGGGUAACCAAAUAGUUGACAGCAGCCAUUGACUUACAUAGAAUGAAAAAAAAAAAAAGUAUAGAAA